UCAGAAUUCUAACAGUCGAACAGAGAAGUUAGAAAAAAAGGGGAAUUUGUAGAGAGAGCGAAAAUUCUCAUCACAUUUUCUCCAUUGAAGAGAGAAAUUCAGCUUUUCUGAGCUCAUUUCAAUGGCGUCGAACUCGACGGAGAGCGAUGCGAAGCCGGGAUUACGGAAACCGGUUUUUGUAAAAGUGGAGAAUCUGACUCCCGGUACUAAUGGACACACACUCAUCGUGAAAGUUUUGGAAUCCAAUACUGUUCUGCAGAAGGGACGUUCUGUGUCGCCGCACCUUCGGAACACUCGUAUUGCUGAAUGCCUCAUCGGCGAUGAGACCGGAACGAUUCUCUUCACUGCUCGCAACGAUCAAGUUGAUCUGAUGAAGGCUGAUGCAACUGUCAUCCUUCGGAAUGCUAAGAUCGACAUGUUCAAGAGCACCAUGAGACUAGCUGUGGACAAAUGGGGACGCAUCGAGGUUACUGAACCUGCUGCAUUUGAAGUGAAACAGGAUAACAAUCUCUCCCUUGUUGAGUAUGAGCUGGUGAAUAUGGAGUGAACAAAGGAUCUUUUUAGUGAAAGCGCUAACUAGUUGAAGUUCAUAGUUCUACUACCAGGUUUAGUACUAUUAUCCUCCAUUUUGUUGCAGUUGUGGUUCCUUUGGAAUUGGAAAGUACU
This is a messenger RNA of Solanum stenotomum, 666 nucleotides long. RefSeq lists its product as uncharacterized. The transcript has 2 exons. The record is from RefSeq and is a predicted model, not a curated record. Lineage: Eukaryota; Viridiplantae; Streptophyta; Magnoliopsida; Solanales; Solanaceae. Bases 122 to 547 code for a protein of 141 amino acids.